AUGGAUAAAUCUACCUCACAAUAUAGUAAUGCUAGUGAAUCUGGGUGGACUCACUACUUAGACGAAUCCUCUAUUUCAGAGAGCUAUGUCGAAAGAAAAAGUGAGAAUGUAGAGUAUGAAGGAAAGAGAACAAGAAUGAAUGAGGAAGAGAAGUUUGAAGAAGAUUCAUCAAUGGUUUCUGAUGCUUCUUCUGGACCUCCACAUUAUGACAAUGAAGAAUACUAUUGUGAAAAUAUGUAUCAUUGUCUUUCUUCUACAAACAAAGAAUCCAACGAGAAGAAAAAAGUCAAAGAAUGUGACACAAGUCAACAAUCUUCACCUCUUGAUGACACUGCUAGCUCCCCAUUUUUCAGUUGUCCCAAGAAGCAAGAUAGUUUCUCAAAGAAUGGAGCAAUGGAGAAUGCAUUACAAUUUUCUGAGUGUAAAUUUGCAACAAGAAUAAAGGUGAUAUUGAUGAAGAAGAAAGAAAAUCGAAGACUUUAA
Molecule: messenger RNA, 483 nt
Organism: Vicia faba (fava bean)
Lineage: Eukaryota; Viridiplantae; Streptophyta; Magnoliopsida; Fabales; Fabaceae
Source: the annotation of a GenBank genome assembly